Messenger RNA from Monomorium pharaonis (pharaoh ant), 634 nucleotides. Its product is annotated as glutaredoxin-like protein C5orf63 homolog. The transcript is spliced from 2 exons. The record is from RefSeq and is a predicted model, not a curated record. NCBI's taxonomy places the organism in Eukaryota, Metazoa, Arthropoda, Insecta, Hymenoptera, Formicidae. Bases 120 to 422 code for a protein of 100 amino acids.
UGGAGAAAAAGGCGUCGCAUCAAUUUGCAACGGAGGCGGUGGUGCGUCAUCAAUCUUGAUUGAGAAAUUGUAAGUUCGUAAAUCAUCACGGUGAUCCAACAUCAUCAACGAUAUAAAUCAUGUAUAAAGAAAAGUAUCAUCCGAUAUCUUCCCCACCAAAAUUAACAUUGUACACAAAAAGUCCGUGUCCACUUUGCGACAUUUUAAAGAACGAGCUACAUUUUCGUUUUGCCGAUCGUUAUCAAUUGGAAGAAAUUGACAUCGCUGCGCAAGGAAACAAACAGUAUUUUAAUUUGUAUAAAUACGAUAUACCAGUCCUUUUUUUAGAAGGUCAGUAUUUGUGCAAACAUCGAUUAGACGCCGACUUGUUAGAAAGGAGACUUGAUGAAUUAAUUUCAAGAAAAGAUAAAUGCACGCAUUAAGAUGCUAAAACUAGGAUCAUAGACCUUCAAAUUUAUUAUGUGUAUGUGUGCGUGCGUGCGUGCGUGUUGUGUACACGCACGCGUAUGUAUCGAUUUUAUUAUAUGGCAUAUACAUAUGUAUAUAUAAAAAUCACAUGUUUCUUUUUUACAUUUGUUUAUUGGGCCUUGUAAUAUUCGAUUUCUUUAGCGAAAUAAAAAAAACAGAUAAUGUA